Messenger RNA from Trichoderma harzianum CBS 226.95, 2009 nucleotides. RefSeq lists its product as hypothetical. Gene Ontology annotation, cellular component: plasma membrane. Gene Ontology annotation, biological process: zinc ion transmembrane transport. Lineage: Eukaryota; Fungi; Ascomycota; Sordariomycetes; Hypocreales; Hypocreaceae. The transcript is spliced from 3 exons. The record is from RefSeq and is a predicted model, not a curated record. Gene Ontology annotation, molecular function: zinc ion transmembrane transporter activity. The coding region runs from base 361 to 1701 and encodes 446 amino acids.
GUUUACUUGGCGUUGUUUUAGGCAGUCUCCCCCUUAUUUUUAGAACCUGUACGUUUUGUUUCAGUGGCGCAGAUGCUGUCCGGAGCUCGCGGGCUUGGGAACGCGUAUGUUGAGCCUCAGCCGAGGAUUAGGCGCGAAGGGGUCACUUCUUCUCUAUUGUCGUACCGAAUUCAAACCACGGACCACGUAUUAAUUCCCUGUUCAUGAUCUGGCUUUUUUUGAUGCAACAAGUGCAUUGCGCAAGGAAUUCGCUUUAGAGCUUUCUGUACGCGAGAGAUUGACUCCCGGGGCAUUCAUCAGCCUUCCAUUUUGCCCAAUGCCCAGCGGUUCAGACUGCCAAGGCCAAGCGAGACACUCGAUAUGGAUGGCGCCGAUGCGGUGAUGGCGAGAGACGCCUGGGCGUCAAUUCCAUCGAGCCUGCUCCAUGCCGAACUCCAACGACGACGGGACCAGGGCGAGAGACCGCAGUGCGGCGGGCACAACUCGGGAUGGUAUGACACGGCUGCGCAUGUCUUUGCGCUGCUCCUCAUUCUCGUCCUGAGCACAAUCGGUUGCGGCUUUCCGCUGCUAUCCCGGAGAGCGACGACGGGGCAUCGACAAAAGACAAUCAUAUUCUACUGCCAGCAUAUCGGCACCGGCGUGCUUCUCGCCACGGCAUUUGUGCACCUGCUGCCGACCGCCUUCUCAUCCCUGACCGACCCAUGCCUGCCGUACUUCUUCAGCCAGGGAUACACUCCUUUCCCAGGGCUCAUUGCCAUGGUCUCCGCCAUUGUCGUUGUGGGAGUCGAAUCAUGGCUGACCGCUCGGGGCGCAGGCCACUCACAUUCGCAUGCGCACGACUUCUGGGACGAGAACGACGAGGCUGAAGGGGAUGCGCAAGAGUUGCACAUGGCCGGCGAGGGCUUGUCUAGCAGGCGCUCGCAUGUAACGGGACGACGACCGGCAAACAUCUCACUCGACCACUUGGAGGCAGCAGAAGGGCUCAUUGCAGGCGCCUCGCCCUUGCCUGAGUCGAGCCCCGCGUUGCAGCGGCGAAGGUCUACAGACGAUGACGACCGAGAAUCGGACCUGGACCUGGACCUGGCGGAACUCGAUCCCGCCCCUCCCGGUGGGAGCGCUCAGAACGGUGCUUAUUCUUCGCUUGCCAAGCCCAACACCCGACGUGGAGGCGAGACCUCAGAUGGGAACCAGAUACAGUCUCCUGAAGAGCAGAAACGUCGGAUGCUGCAGUGCCUGUUGUUGGAGGCCGGCAUCUUGUUCCACAGUGUGUUCAUAGGAAUGGCCAUCUCUGUGGCUACCGGCCCGGCCUUUGUCGUCUUCUUAGUCGCUAUCAGCUUCCACCAGUCGUUUGAAGGCAUGGCCCUGGGCAGCCGCAUCGCAGCUAUACAGUUCCCCAAGGGAUCCAUCCGCCCCUGGCUCAUGGUCCUCGCCUACGGAACCACGACGCCCAUCGGCCAGGCAAUCGGCCUCGUCCUGCAGAGGAAAUGGGACCCGAGCAGCGCCACGGGCCUCGUGGUCGUGGGCGUCACAAACGCCAUCUCGUCGGGCCUGCUGCUCUACGCGGGCCUUGUGCAGCUGCUGGCCGAGGACUUCUUGACGGAGAAGAGCUACCGCAUUCUGAAGGGCAAGAAGCGCGCCCAGGCCUACUUUUCCGUCGUGGCUGGCGCUGCGCUCAUGGCAGCCGUAGGAGCGUUUGCUUAGCCCUACCUUGGCCAGUGUCUUUGUGUCAUUUGUGUGUGUGUAUGUUUGCCCAAAAAGAGGAUUCGCAUCUCGCGUUGAUAUAGUCUACAUUCUUUCUUUCUUCCCCCUUGAUUGAAUUCAUCUAUUUUAUGAGCUGCCGUUUGGCGUUGGUAGGUUAGGGCGGCCAACUUUUAUAGACAUGGAACUUUUGUUUUAAGCAUGUAGCAUGUAGCAUCUACUCUUUAGAUACGAGGGCUUUGUCGGAGUUUUGCGAGCAAAAUAUAUGGCAUGUGUGUUCAUUCACCUUGAGUCUGGUCAUGCCUGAUGAG